CAUGUUGGAUGGAUGGAACGCGGUGACCGGCAUAGUGGUGUUCCCCUUGGACGUUAGACGUCUCCUACCGACUCGCCUACACUCAUCCUUUGAAUAAUGCUGAUGAUCUUUCUGUUUCGUAGGGUCGCGGUCCGAAGAAGCAUCUCAAGCGUUUAGCCGCCCCCAGCUCGUGGAUGCUGGACAAGUUGUCCGGUACCUACGCCCCUCGCCCUUCCCCUGGUCCCCACAAACUCCGCGAAUGCCUUCCCCUCGUCAUCUUCUUGCGCAAUCGUCUGAAAUAUGCUCUGACCGGGCGUGAGGUCAACUCGAUCGUCAUGCAGCGCCUGAUCAAGGUUGAUGGCAAAGUGCGGACGGAUACAACCUACCCCGCCGGCUUCAUGGAUGUGAUCACCCUGGAGAAGUCAGGCGAACACUUCCGUCUCCUUUACGAUGUCAAGGGUCGUUUCACCAUCCACCGCAUUACCCCCGAGGAGGCUACGUACAAGCUUCUCAAGGUGAAGAAGCUUGCCAUCGGUGCUAAGGGUGUACCAUACAUCGUGACCCACGAUGGACGCACCAUCCGUUACCCCGACCCUCUGAUCAAGGUUAACGACACCGUCAAGUUUGAUCUUGAGACUGGGAAGAUCGUGGACUUUGUCAAGUUUGACACCGGCAAUGUUGCCGUGAUUACUGGUGGCCGUAACAUGGGCCGUGUCGGUACCAUUGUACACAGGGAAAAGCACAUUGGUGGCUUCGACAUCGUCCACGUGAAGGAUGUUCUUGACAGGGACUUCGCUACCCGGAUAGGUAACAUUUUCGUCGUUGGUGAGGGCGUCAAGCCAUGGGUCUCUCUGCCCAAGGGCAAGGGUGUCAAGCUGUCCAUCGCUGAGGAGCGCGAUGUGAGGAGGAAGCAGCGCGAGGCCGUAUGAGUGCAGUGUCUCCCAUGGUUCCAUAGCUUAUCGAGUUGGUGUUAUGUGCUGCCUAGCCUACUGUAUUCCAUGCAAAGCUAGUGACAGCUUAUUCUUGAUACAGUAACGCAUACAGAUACAACAACAUACAGGAAUAUCCUAUCCUCUUGACACACCGGUUACUACGAUGGUGGCCGGUCUCUUGAUCACCUUCCACCCAUCCUGCUGUAACGCCCUGAACACUGCGGGACCAAGCACACUGUGCUGAUUAACAGAAUGCUUCCCAAGGCCAGUGAUGAUGGUAAAUGAAUGGUUGGGAGCAUAUCCGGAGGUAGAUGAACUGUACCAGGCAUUCACUGCCUCCCUGGCCACAUGCAAUGCCUCCUGCAAGGUAAAGCCGUGAAGAUCGAUCGUGUUGGGAUCCUUCUGAUUCUGGCGCAGCUGAAGCCUUGCAGCUUUGAGCGCCCAUUCCCGACUUUUCUCCUCAAGCUUGCGACCUUCCUCCGCAUAGUAAAACGCUACAUCGCCUCCCCGGUCCUGAACUGUUCCGGCCCGCCAAUGACGCCCAGCAGCCCGCACGGCUUCA
This is a messenger RNA of Dacryopinax primogenitus, 1473 nucleotides long. Its product is annotated as 40S ribosomal protein S4. Gene Ontology annotation, cellular component: ribosome; cytosolic small ribosomal subunit. The coding region runs from base 174 to 908 and encodes 244 amino acids. NCBI's taxonomy places the organism in Eukaryota, Fungi, Basidiomycota, Dacrymycetes, Dacrymycetales, Dacrymycetaceae. The transcript is spliced from 5 exons. The record is from RefSeq and is a predicted model, not a curated record. Gene Ontology annotation, molecular function: RNA binding; structural constituent of ribosome. Gene Ontology annotation, biological process: translation.